This is a messenger RNA of Eurytemora carolleeae, 1494 nucleotides long. Its product is annotated as putative ankyrin repeat protein RF_0381. NCBI's taxonomy places the organism in Eukaryota, Metazoa, Arthropoda, Copepoda, Calanoida, Temoridae. The transcript has 11 exons. Gene Ontology annotation, molecular function: protein binding. The coding region runs from base 226 to 1014 and encodes 262 amino acids. The record is from RefSeq and is a predicted model, not a curated record.
UCACGUAAAAUCUGUUUUAUUCCAGAUUUUCAAAAAUGGAGAAGAAGAAAGUAUUAGAAAACUUAGUAUUUAGUUUUCAUAGAUAGCUAAACUACAUUAUUGAGAAGGAGUCAGCAGUUCUAUCCCUGAAGGGGAAUUUAACUCGCUCAGCUAUCCUGAUGCCCGGGUCAACCUGGGAAAUCAGAUCAUACCUGUUCAAUCUGCACCCAGAGAAACAACUUCAGAAUGUCUGGAUAUGAUUUCCGUGAUGCCUGUGAAGCUGGAGACAAGGACAAGGUUUUAUCUCUCAUAAAACAGGUGGAUAUAAAUGAGACGGAUGAGUAUGGAUACACUGGUUUACAUAUGGCUGCUGAGAAUGGGCACCUAGAGCUGGUUUCUCUUCUCUUGGAGAACGGAGCAGGGAUUAAUAAACUUAUUUUUGAGAGUCUACUUACUCCUCUACAUCUCUCUCUUUCCAAGGGUAAGUUUGACAUUGCUAAGAAACUGAUUGAGGCCGGAGCUGAUGUAAACCUUAUCAGUCAGAUUGGUAUUUGUGGAACUCCUCUACACUACGCUAUAGUAAAGGAACAACUGGAUAUUGUCAAGAUGCUGAUAGCUAAGAAAGCUGAUGUGAAUCUUGUGGAAGAAAUGAACGGAUAUUCUCCUCUCUACCUCGCAGCAACCCUUAACCAGACUGAUGCGAUGAAAGAGCUGAUUAAAGCUGGAGCUGAUGUCAACCUGGUUGAUUAUGAGGAGAAGGCUCCCCUCCACUAUGCUGCAGCUAAUGGUCUAGGAGAUGUUGUUAAACUGCUUGUUGACAACAAGGCAGAUGUUGCAGUACAGAAUGGAGAGGGGCAGACUGCUGAGGAUUUAGCUGAGAAGGUGAAAGAGGACGAGAUUGUCGUCUUCCUGAAAGAAUGUGCCAAGGGAACUAUUCCAAGCAAGGCACCUGGAACUAAGGUGAGAGAAGCAAGAGAGUUCAGAACCAUAGUUCCUCUAGAGGGAUGUGGAGAAGGUUGUGCUAUGCCGGAAUAGGUCGAGAAGGUUGACUAGGAGAAGGUCUACGUUAAGAUCAAGAAGAUGAAGACGGAUGCAGAUCCCAAGUUUACUAAUAUUUCAAAAUUAAGAUAUAUUGGAGAAUAAUGAAGAUACUUAAAUUUGUUUAUAUAUUCCUAUGUACAUUAUGUACAGUAUGACUCACAAAACAAACUACCUUUAGAUAAGAUCGAUCACUUUAACAUCUUGCGGCACAUAAUCUUUCUGAUUAUUGCUUUAACAUAAUAUUUAUUGAUAAAUAAAAAACUGACAUGCAGAAUAAUAAAACAAAUCCUGAGACAUGUUUUAAAAUCGAAAUGUGGUGAUAGCAUGGUUUUAUUGUUUCGAUUAUCACACUGAUGUACCAUUAGAAUUGUGUUGUACAGAUUUUAAACGAUUUGUUAUUCCCAAAUAUCAUUUACCUGAACUUACUAACAAUAUUUUUAUAUUGGAUAUUUUUAAUAAAGAAUCCAAAUUGAA